Messenger RNA from Drosophila obscura, 1749 nucleotides. RefSeq lists its product as uncharacterized. Gene Ontology annotation, cellular component: intracellular membrane-bounded organelle. The transcript is spliced from 3 exons. Gene Ontology annotation, biological process: protein peptidyl-prolyl isomerization. Bases 154 to 1749 code for a protein of 531 amino acids. NCBI's taxonomy places the organism in Eukaryota, Metazoa, Arthropoda, Insecta, Diptera, Drosophilidae. Gene Ontology annotation, molecular function: peptidyl-prolyl cis-trans isomerase activity; nucleic acid binding; zinc ion binding. The record is from RefSeq and is a predicted model, not a curated record.
UGGGGACGAUUUUGUAUACGGCCUCCAGAAAAGACGCUCGCUCAUUCGAAAAGGGGCAUUAAGAAAAAUAAGACGUGUGCGGCGUAAUAAAGAGAUACAAAAGUGCAUACCCCUGUUUUACUCUCACAAUCUCAGAAGUGGGCCUUACUCACAAUGUGCGACUUCGAACCAAAUCAAUUCUCGUCAGCGCAACUAAAAAGGUGGCUGGCUGGACUUGGGCUACCAACUCAAGGCUCCAAAGCCGAACUGAUCGCACGCGUAAGCGCAAUUUCACCAAACGCACGAGGCGACCCACCAGAAGGUUCGAUCGACCAAGUGGAACAUCAACAGGCGGCAGGCGAAGCACCAGUUUUAGCGUCGUCGGUCGAGGAAGAGGCAGCACCAUCAACUCGAGGCAUGCAGGAGAAAAAUAUUCCAAGCAUGGGACAGUGGAGCACGGUGGAAGCCGAGUACGUCGCUCUGAUGAAAUUGCGCGCAGACAUUGAAGCAGGAAAAAACAUGCUGCGGCAAAUCCAUGACGAAAUAAACAAGAUCGUUCACGUCGGCCAAUCCAAUGACGUCAUCGACGAAGACAACGACUCAGUUAACAGCGACAACGAUAACAGUGCUACAGUUGACAGCCCCGAAGUUAACAACACCGUUUGCGCUAACAGCACCAAUGUUAAUAGCGGCCCUGACAGCAGUAAUGGAAAAGACGACAAUUCAGACGGUGUUGCAAAACGUCAAGACACAAAUGUAAACAACAUAUGCGAAUCUCCGAUAGCAUCGCUUACGUUAGCAAAGGAAGUGACUAUGGAAUACGACGGGACACAGUGCGCCAAAAACUGGGUCAUACAGGUGAAGAACAUUGCCCAAAUCUACAAACUGGACAACAUUACUAAACGAAUGCUGCUGAUUGCCAAGCUCAAAGGAAACGCUCAGCGCUGGCUCCAUGCAGAUUCCUCGCGCAUCUUGGAAUCAGCUGAUCACCUGUGCGAGCAAUUGAUCGUGGCAUUCGGGGCAAACAUCACCAAAGGAGAACUCAGAGACAGGUUCCAUAAGCGCCAAUGGCUUUAUGGAGAAAAUUUUGCCACAUACUACGAAGAAAAAAUGAUGUUGGCCAGGAACAUCAACAUAGACACAGAAGAAUUGAAAGAGAAGAUAAUCGAGGGAAUUCCGUCCCCGGGCUUGCGAGAUCAGGCUCGCAUUCAGUGCUUCUCCGAUCCGAAGCAGAUUUUGCGUGCUUUUUCGGAGAUUCGCCUUCCGGAGCGUAUGCAGCAUGCCACAUCAUCACAAGGCCUGGCAAAUUCUUCGGCGACCAAGGACCUACGUUGCGCCAACUGCAACUCGCGAGGUCAUUUCGCCAAGGACUGUCUCAAACCAAAAAGGGAGCCUGGAUCCUGCUACGCCUGUGGGGUAUUUGGACAUCUGGUCGGACAAUGCCCGGAGAGGAAGAGCGUAACAUACAAUAAUUAUACUCUGGCAGUCCCAUAUCGUUCAUCAAGAAAACUUCACCGGAAGGUUGGGCAGACGCAAUAUUGCUUCCAGCUGAAGCACACCGGCACUGGCAUUCUGUCGAUGGACAAUGCGGGUGCCCACACCAAUGGAUCCCAGUUCUUCGUUUGCACCGUGAAGACCGCUUGGUUGGACAACAAGCAUGUUGUCUUUGGCGAGGUGGUUGAGGGCUUGGACAUUGUCAAGAAGAUUGAAUCUUUUGGCUCUCAGUCCGGCAAGACCUCCAAGAAGAUCAUGGUGGCUAACUGUGGUUAG